AUGCCCUAUAUACAGGAAGCCUACGAGUCAUCAUCUGCAAAUUGCCAGACCUGCUAUGACUUGGACCCUAAGCAUAUCCCCCAGGCAUCUUCUAUCAUCAAACCCGGCCGUCAACCAGGGCACUUUUCCAUGCGAGAGGGUCACUUGAAGGACGUUCUCAAGCUUGGAAAGCACGUCUGUUUCAACUACCCCGGAGCAGCGGAAGCGCAGGAUGAGUGUCUGGCUUGUCGCCUAGUGAUCAGCGCACUCUAUCACCUCCACUAUAAUGAGGAAUUGUUUAAUUAUGCCGGUGCACUGGUCUAUAUUGAUGGCUCCAUAGAUGGCUCCAUGUCGCUCCGUCUGCUGUUCGUUUAUGACAAGCUGGACACUGGAGCUUUCUGGUAG
Fusarium tjaetaba is the source of this 384-nucleotide messenger RNA. RefSeq lists its product as uncharacterized. The transcript has a single exon. The record is from RefSeq and is a predicted model, not a curated record. NCBI's taxonomy places the organism in Eukaryota, Fungi, Ascomycota, Sordariomycetes, Hypocreales, Nectriaceae. Bases 1 to 384 code for a protein of 127 amino acids.